Nothobranchius furzeri (turquoise killifish) is the source of this 735-nucleotide messenger RNA. RefSeq lists its product as uncharacterized. The record is from RefSeq and is a predicted model, not a curated record. NCBI's taxonomy places the organism in Eukaryota, Metazoa, Chordata, Actinopteri, Cyprinodontiformes, Nothobranchiidae.
AUGUCACACAGAGCUGCUGGUGGUUUACAGCGUGCAGUUGAUGCUCUACCCAUUGUUGGGCUGGACGAAAGUGUCAUUGACAUUCUUCAACGAGAUGAUGAAACAGAUGAAGAAGCUGACAACCCAGAGCAAGAGGCGGACAAUGAUGUACCCUCCUUCCCCAGUGUAGAGAAGGUCUCCAUAGAAGAAGACCUAGUCAACCAGCCAGCAUGCAUCGCUUUCACCAGCAGCAUGGCAAGACUGGUCAAUUUCCUCCAGCUGCCCAUCCAGAAAUGUUUCUAUAGGGACAAGCUGAUUGGUACAGAAUGUGAUGCCACUCCACCAUUUCAUGUCAAACUAAACCGAAGGGGAAGUGCUACCAUUAUCGAGUGGUUUUGCAUUAAUGGGCAUAUGCUGUGGAAGUGGAACAGCCAGCCUGUCCUGAAGUACGCGAUGCAAGGAGGGGACUUCAUGGUUGCCACCAACAUACUCCUCUCUGGCAAUAACUUCUCAAAGCUUGCCCUCUUCUUUAGGUUUAUGAAUAUUGGCGUUGUGUCUCCAAAAACAUUCAGACUUAUACAGAACCAUUACUUGGUUGACUCUAUAAAAGAUUUUUGGGGGAAGAAGAGAGCUGCCAUCAUUGACUGCCUGUGUGCAAAGGAAAGUGUUGUUGCACUUGGUGAGUAUGUAAAUGCACUACAUCAAACUGCAGCAGACAAUACUUUGCAUAAACAAUUUGGAAUAACUUGCAAGUGA